Volvox carteri f. nagariensis is the source of this 774-nucleotide messenger RNA. RefSeq lists its product as uncharacterized. The transcript has 6 exons. The record is from RefSeq and is a predicted model, not a curated record. Lineage: Eukaryota; Viridiplantae; Chlorophyta; Chlorophyceae; Chlamydomonadales; Volvocaceae. The coding region runs from base 31 to 774 and encodes 247 amino acids. Gene Ontology annotation, biological process: positive regulation of tyrosine phosphorylation of STAT protein; maintenance of protein location in nucleus. Gene Ontology annotation, cellular component: mitochondrial intermembrane space.
CGCCUGGCUGUUUAGGGAAAGCUCUGCAAAAUGCCGCCCAAAGGUCAGAAGGCUGAGGUCGAAACGUACUCAACUGGUAACCGGCUGACUGUUGGAUCAUUCUUAGGGAGCGAUGAUAUGCAUGACGACGAAGAUGUUGACGUGUGCGACGGUGAAAUACUGGACGGGGACGAGGAUGACAUCGAUAUCGUAGAUGACGGAAGCAAGCUGAGCGAUGAAUCACGGCGAUUCGACUGUAUUGUUGGGGCCCUUGAAGACGUUUUAAUGGAUCCCGAAUUUGAGGAGCUUCGGGAGGGCUUUUGCCGCGAGAAUUGCCACCACUUCGAGGAUACGGACGAAAACAAGCUCAUCUACACCGACAUUUUCACCAAGUACACAGAGCUUGUGGAGAGCACUAUUGACCAAAAGCUCAAGCAGGCGGUCCCAGGGUUCAGCAUGCAGGAGUUCAUGUUGCUGCUGGAGUCGCACAAGGACCACCUCAUGUCCGAGGUGUUCGAACUGCUUCUCUCCUUAGCAGACUUCGAGGCGUUUAAGGAGGUCAUGCUGUCUUACAAGCGCGACGCAAGCGAGGGCCCAGCCUUCCAAAUCAACUGCACACCGCUACGAGUAUAUGUCGAGCUCCAUUCUUCAGCUUGCACACGGGCGGUUGGCUUUGUGUUUUGGGUAAAGGCUAAAUCUUGCACCAGGGAGCAAGAGGAUGGUGACGAGCGCCCGGACCUGGACCUAAGCCUCCAAAUAUCCCCUAUCGGCGCGGGCCCCAAGGCCAAGCGGUAA